AUGCCUGCUUCAAUUGAAGCUUCCAAUAAGAAACGCAAGAGCAGCAAGAAUGCUGGUGCCCCCUCCAAGCGUCGCGCUGUUGCGAACGAGGACGAUUUCGCCGACACUUUGACCAAGAUUCAAGAUCUUGAAAAUCAGAUUGCGGAGUCACGAAAAUAUUACAAUAAUAUUGCAACUUUGAUUUCCAUGCUCAAUGUUAGAGAAUCGGCCAAGAAGCCCGAGCUUGCAGUGGCGGUAUCUCUGUGUCGAGUGUUCAGUCGAUUGAUCACAGCGGGCAGCUUCUCAGAGUCGAGUCGCGCGGCCGAAAAUGAGAAGAUCGUUGCAGCAUGGUUGAAAGAGCGGUGUCUUGAAUAUCAGCGGGCUUUGCUCGCGAUAAUGCGCCAGGCUGAUACUGCUUCCCAGAUUACUGCCCUUACACUAAGCAUGCGCCUUGUUAAGGAACGUCUAACUCACAUCCCGGGUGCCGAAAAUAGUGUUUGGUCAAAUUCCUUCAAAGAUAUCUUCGAGGCCGUUGUCGAGGCCCAAGAUGGGGAGGAUUUGCAGUCCGAGUUUGUCACAAAAUUUGUGAAGGAAUUCGAGGAUGUGAGAUAUCACACUUUCGAGCAAACAAGUGUGUACGCCGAAACUCGACGAAACUCCACUGUCCUAGAAAUCCUCAUUUCCAUUCUCUCUGCGCACGACGAAGUGCCUGGUUCAGGCCACAAGUUCGAGAAAUUCCUCGCAACACCCGCUGCUAACAACAAGCGCAUCACUUCGGUGAACACACACAAAAAACGAGCUCAGGAGGCAUGGCUGGCCAUUCUUCGGAACAAUCUCUCAGAAGCACAACGGAAGUCUCUUCUACGUCUGAUGGCGCACAUCAUUGAGCCUUGGUUCAGUCGCCCAGAGCUCCUUAUGGAUUUCCUGACGGACUCAUAUAACGCUGGUGGUGCAACCUCCCUCCUCGCCUUGUCUGGUCUUUUCUACCUGAUUCAAGAGAAGAAUCUUGACUACCCGCAAUUCUACACAAAACUUUACUCGCUUCUAGAUGCAGACCUUCUGCACUCCAAGCACCGAUCUCGUUUCUUCCGACAACUGAACACCUUCCUCUCCUCCACCCAUCUUCCCGCUGCUCUUGUAGCCAGCUUUAUCAAACGCCUCGCCCGUCUGGCUCUAAAUGCGCCUCCCUCAGCUAUUGUGGUCAUCGUCCCCUUCAUGUACAAUCUGUUCAAAAGCCACCCUACUUGUACAUUCAUGAUGCAUAGAGUCAUCCGAGACAAAGAACUCGCAUCCGAAAUAGAGGCAGAGGGCAUGGAAGAUCCUUUUGAUCCCAAAGAAUUAGACCCCAUGCGCACGGACGCUAUUGAAAGCAGCAUCUGGGAGAUCGAGACCCUGCAGUCUCACUACCACCCCAAUGUCGCUUCCAUAGCCCGCAUUAUCUCAGAGCAAUUUACAAAACAGGCGUACAGCCUGGAAGACUUCCUUGACCACACCUACCAGGGAAUGGUUCAAGCGGAACUUGGAACUGGUGAGCGGCCGUUGAAGAAAAUUCCCGUGGUGGAAUACCAAAUUCCCAAGAGAAUCUUCACAGAUCGCAUGUUAGAGGAAGAUGGUGGGGUGGACACUGCUCCUGCUGCAUUUAUUCGUGAGUUGUGGAACUUUUCUUGA
Penicillium taxi is the source of this 1647-nucleotide messenger RNA. It is a transcript of the gene noc4, whose product is annotated as ribosome biosynthesis protein NOC4. Bases 1 to 1647 code for a protein of 548 amino acids. Gene Ontology annotation, cellular component: small-subunit processome; nucleolus; Noc4p-Nop14p complex. NCBI's taxonomy places the organism in Eukaryota, Fungi, Ascomycota, Eurotiomycetes, Eurotiales, Aspergillaceae. The record is from RefSeq and is a predicted model, not a curated record. The transcript is spliced from 3 exons. Gene Ontology annotation, biological process: ribosome biogenesis.